GUUCAAGUGAGAAAUAGAGUAAAGGAAGGGAAGUGCACAGGCACAGACACUGGCAGCCACCAGGAGUGCAAGAUUCUGUGGCAGCAGGAGGCUGGAAGAAAAGUCAGAAGUGGCUCUGACUACAAUGGGGAUCUUACUGGGUCUGCUGCUGCUGGGUCACCUAACAGUGGUCAUCUAUGGCCAUCCCAUCCUGGAAGCUCCAGAGAGUGUGACAGGGCCAUGGAAAGGAGAUGUGAAUAUUCCCUGCACCUAUACCCCCCUGCAAGGCUACACCCAAAUCUUGAUGAAGUGGCUAGUACAACGUGGCUCAGAUCCAGUCACCAUCUUCCUGCGUGACUCCUCUGGAGACCACAUCCAACAAGCAAAGUAUCGUGGCCGCCUGCACGUGAACCAAGAGGUUCCAGGAAAUGUGUCCCUCCAACUGAAUAUCCUGGAGAUGGAUGAUCGGAGUCACUACAUGUGUGAAGUCAGGUGGAAGACCCCUGAUGGCCACCAAGUGGUGAAAGAUAAGACCAUUGAGCUCCGAGUCCAGAAACUUUCUGUCUCCAAGCCCACAGUGACAACUGGCAGCAGUUAUGGCUUCACGGUGCCCCAGGGAAUGAGGAUUAGCCUUCAAUGCCAGGCUUGGGGUUCGCCCCCCAUCAGUUAUGUUUGGUACAAGGAACAAGCUAAUAACCAGGAACCCAUCAAAGUAGCAGUCCUGAGUACCUUACUCUUCAAGCCUGCAAUGGUAGCUGACUCGGGCUCCUAUUUCUGUACUGCCAAGGGCCGGGUUGGCUCCGAGCAGCGCAGCGACGUUGUGAAGUUUGUGGUCAAAGAUUCCUCUAAGCCACCCAAGAUCACGACUGAGGCACCUACCAAAAUUGAGACACAUAUAACCACGCAAUUGCCCUUGGAAGUGACGUCUAUGAUGAACCCAUCCUGGAACUGGACCACUGAAGUGGAUGGGUACCGUGGGGAAACCAUUACUGGGCCAGGAAAGGGCCUGCCCAUCUUUGCCAUCAUUCUCAUCAUUUCCUUGUGCUGUAUGGUGGUUUUCACCAUGUCUUAUAUCAUGCUCUGCCGAAAGACAUCCCAACAAGAGCAUGUCUAUGAAGUGGCCAGGUUGGCCCAGCCGGAGCACAGCUGACCAUUGGCUACCAUUUACGUCUCUGUCAUCUUGCCAGCUCCACUUGGAUGACUCUUCACAAAUUAACUGAAAACCUUAAGAAGAAGGAGUAUUUCUUCUGUCUCCAGGCACUAAGCAUGAAGAAAUGAAGGGCUCCACUUCUUUACAAAGUAUAUGCACCACCAUCAAGGAUUUCUACCUCUUUGAAUCAGAAAUUCUUUUUGGUUUGAAGUUGCGUUCUUCCUAGAUUAUCUUCUCUAACUCCUAGCCCCUUCUAGAGGUUAGGGGUAAGAACACAUCUUCCUACUCAAACAGAAAUGGUAUGUGUGUGUGUGCACACAUUCAUGUGCCUUUAAAUCAUGCUCCCCUGUAAGGAUCUAUUCUGGAUGAGAUUUACACUGCUUCCUUCCCCCCAUGUUAUUCAUGACCAAAUCAACUUCCUCACUCUUCUUGUAAGCCUCCAUUUUGCAUUUCUGGUUCCCAUAAACUUCAGUGCCAGCAUAGAUUCCACUAGGAACUGCUCCCCUUUGGAGAUGGUUACAGAAGUAAAAGUAGUACACAAAAGUGAACAAGGACGAGACAUAUUUUACCACCACCCAUUCUGCAAAGACCAUGGUCAAAACGUUGGUGGUUUUCUCAUCCCACACACUAGAUAGUUGGUGAAAGGAGCAACUUCUUCUUCCCCCAUUGUUCUUACAAACCUCUGCAACAGAGCCCCCACCCAGCAGAAACCUCAGCUUCUUUCGUGAAACAGCUCUGUGUUCACAAUACAAGCCUUUGAAAAUGCCCAUUAUCGGCCGGCGCCGCGGCUCACUAGGCUAAUCCUCCGCCUAGCGGCGCCGGCACACCGGGUUCUAGUCCCAGUUGGGGCGCCGGAUUCUGUCCCGGUUGCCCCUCUUCCAGGCCAGCCCUCUGCUGUGGCCAGGGAGUGCAGUGGAGGAUGGCCCAGGUGCUUGGGCCCUGCACCCCAUGGGAGACCAGGAAAAGCACCUGGCUCCUGGCUCCUGCCAUCGGAUCAGCGCGGUGCGCCGGCCGCAGCGCGCCGGCCGCGGUGGCCAUUGGAGGGUGAACCAACGGCAAAGGAAGACCUUUCUCUCUGUCUCUCUCUCUCACUGUCCACUCUGCCUGUCAAAAAAUAAAAAAUAAAAAAAUAAAAUAAAAAAUAAAAAAAAAGAAAA
Oryctolagus cuniculus (rabbit) is the source of this 2286-nucleotide messenger RNA. It is a transcript of the gene VSIG4, whose product is annotated as V-set and immunoglobulin domain containing 4. Gene Ontology annotation, biological process: negative regulation of interleukin-2 production; negative regulation of complement activation, alternative pathway; negative regulation of macrophage activation. The record is from RefSeq and is a predicted model, not a curated record. Lineage: Eukaryota; Metazoa; Chordata; Mammalia; Lagomorpha; Leporidae. Gene Ontology annotation, molecular function: complement component C3b binding.